This is a messenger RNA of Aedes albopictus (Asian tiger mosquito), 4317 nucleotides long. RefSeq lists its product as uncharacterized. Lineage: Eukaryota; Metazoa; Arthropoda; Insecta; Diptera; Culicidae. The transcript has a single exon. The coding region runs from base 1 to 4317 and encodes 1438 amino acids. The record is from RefSeq and is a predicted model, not a curated record.
AUGGAUUCUGGUAAACCAAAUAAAUCGGUGAAGGAUUCAACCUCUAAGGAUCGCCGACAGAAACCAAAAGCUUCUGCCCCCGAAAUAUCAGCGAACGUGGAUGCUAUGUUGGCCGCUGAAAUCGACAAGUUGGCGAACGUCUCGACGAAAGCGAAGUCUAUAGUGUCCAAUUCAUCGUGCAAAUCGGCACUAUCGCUGAAGCUGCAGAUGCAGAAAGUGUUGGCCGAAGAAACAUUGAUGCUUGAGGAGAUGAAGCGACGACGGGAGUUCAUGAAGAAAAAGUUCGAGCUGAUGGAGGAAAUUGCUGAGGUACAAAGCUGUCCAGUACCAGGGGCCCGAACAACAGAUCCUUUAACGAAGGUGAAAGGUUGGCUCCAGAAGCAGCGUCAAGCCGAAAAUGAAUCAGUAGCGGCGGAUGACGAUGAGCACGAUAGCGACGAUGAUACGGAGGACAACAUGGACGACGACGAGGAUGACGACGCCGGAGAUACCGAAUCAAGCUCGGAGUAUGCGGCCGAUGAAGAAGGUGACAACUCGUCGGGCGAAACGGAACCGGAAAGCGUCGAUAGCGAAGACGGUUCUAGCUCAGCAGACGAGUCAUACCACGAGCGAGGUGAUGAACACCAUGAGGAAAGAUUUUCUCCUAGGGAACGUUCAACUCCGGUACAAGUGAGGGCUUCCAGAACGUCAAAUCGGGUGAAGCAUUCCCGGUCUAGUGCCACGCUUUCCCGCGACCAGAUUGCGGCACGUCAGGUUGUGCCAUGUGAUCUCCCGAAGUUUGGCGGCAGCCCAGAGGAAUGGCCGAUGUUCAUAUCGACAUUCGAAAGUACGACGAGAAUGUGUGGCUACAAGGACGAGGAGAAUAUGAUCCGCCUUCGAAACUGUUUAAAAGACGAAGCGUUUGCCUCUGUGCGGAGCUUUCUGAUGCAUCCGUCGAUGGUAUCGAAAGCGAUUGGCGUCCUGAAACUUAGGUUUGGUCAACCGCAUAUGAUCAUCAGUACGUUGCGCGAGAAGGUGCUAGCUACGCCACCGAUUAGAACUGAUUCGAUCGAAAAGCUAGUAGACUAUGCACUUGCCGUACAGAACUUGUGUUCGACUAUCGAUGCUUGUGGGCGGAAGGAGUAUAUGCGGGAUGCGACUCUGAUGCAAGAACUCGUUUGCAAGCUUCCCUCCGCUAUUAAACUGGAUUGGGCGAGGCACAGCAAAACACUAGCGAAGGUAACCCUAUCAACCUUCUCCGAUUGGAUUUUCUCGAUUGCGGAAGAUGCAAGCAUCGUAGCAAACCCUCGAAAGUCCCACAGCUACGAGCAGGUGCCACGCAAUAAGCGCCAAGGAAAGGUUUUCGUCAACACUCACGUUGAAUCUUCUCCAUCGGUAGCGGGUGGCCAAAAGGUUACUGGCAAUCGGCCGAACGUCGUUUCUAGCGGCAAAACCUCAAUGGCAGGACCGACCAUAUGCCCUACUUGCAAGGGCAGCUGUCGAACUGCAGCGAAGUGUAAACGUUUCCUCGAUCUCUCCUAUGAAGCAAAAUGGGCAGCAGUUCGCGAGUUCAGAAUAUGCCGUCGUUGCCUACGACAGCAUGGAGGUAACUGCAACAGCAAGCCGUGUGGAGUCAACGGGUGUACAUUCAAGCAUAAUUCACUUUUGCACAAGAGCCUCGUUGCACCAGUUGAAGUCACAGGCAGCCCGGGUUGCCCUAACCCGGCCAAGGCGAAUGAAGAACGCAGUAUCAACACACACCGCGUCGAAACUGGCCUAGAACUGUUCCGGUACAUCCCUGUAACGUUGUUUGGGCCGACGAAGCAAGUGGAGUGCUACGCUUUUCUUGAUGAUGGAUCCGAGCUGACGUUGUUGGAUGAGCAGAUCGCCAAGGAUUUGGAUUUGAUCGGUGGUGCGAAGCCGUUGUGUUUGAAGUGGACUGGAGGAACUCACCGCUUCGAGGAGAAGUCAAGAUGUGUGGACAUAGGAAUUUCCGGAUCGGCAGGAAGAAGAUUUGAGCUAAGCGGAGUGCGGACGGUUGAAGCGCUUGAGCUACCAUAUCAAAGCUUGAACGUCGAGGUACUUCAGGAGAAGUAUAAGCAUCUGCGCAGUAUCCCAGUGGAGUCGUAUAAUCGUGUCCAACCAAGGAUCCUAAUAGGAGUCAAGCAUGCCAAUGUUUCGUUGGUAAGACGGUGCCGAGAGGGAAAGGAAGGCGAGCCCAUCGCCGUGAAGACCCAUCUGGGGUGGACGAUCUUCGGAGGUUGGUCGAAGCAAGAAUCGAGCAACGGCGGGAGCCAUAUCUAUCACAUUUGUGCGUGCAACCUACAGAAUGAUGAACAACUGCACCUGGCAGUGAAGCAGUACUUCAGCCUGGAUAGCCUGGGAAUAAUGAUGCCAGUUGCGGCCUCAGUAUCUAGAGACGACGAGAGGGCCUUGAUGUUGCUCAGCUCGCUCACGCAGGUCACCGGCAAUAGAUACGAAACCGGACUGCUCUGGCGUUCCGAUAAUAUUCGCCUUCCGGACAGCCGGCCAAUGGCCUUACAGCGGCUCAAGUGUCUAGAAAGGCGUCUAGCCAAAAAUGCCGAUCUGAAGCUGACCUACGAUGGGAAACUAGCAGAAUACAAAACGAAAGGGUACAUUAGGAAGGUAACCCAGAAGGAGAUAGAGCAAAACAAAGGUCACUCUUGGUACCUUCCCACGUUUCCGGUUAUAAAUCCCAACAAGCCAGGAAAGAUCCGUAUUGUAUGGGAUGCAGCAGCAACCGCACAUGGAGUAAGUCUCAACUCUAUGCUGCUUACGGGUCCAGACUUGUUAAGCUCGUUGGUGGCCGUCCUGAACCAAUUUCGGGAAAACCGCAUAGGCAUUUGUGGAGACAUUCGCGAAAUGUUUCUCCAGAUGGGAAUACGUCGAGAGGACCAGUUCUACCAGCUGUUUCUAUGGAACGACAACGUGAAUCAGGAAGAACCCAGCACGUACGUUGUCCCCGUAAUGGUCUUUGGGGCCCGGUCAUCGCCAACUACAGCGCAAUUCGUUAAAAACCAGAAUGCUCAGAGGUUCCGUGCCGAUUUCCCCGUGGCAGUUGAAGUCAUUGAAAAAAAGCACUAUGUGGACGACAUGCUUGUCAGCACCGAAACGGAAGAUGAAGCCAUCGACCUGGCAAAGUCGGUGAAACACGUUCAUGCUCAAGGCGGCUUUGAUAUAAGGAACUGGGUUUCUAAUUCCGCCAAAGUUUUGAACGCGCUGAACGAAAGCCCGACGAGUGAGAAGUCCCUAAACCUUGCAGCCGACAUUGCGACGGAGAAAGUCUUGGGGAUGUGGUGGAACACCUCAACCGACUGCUUCACCUUUAAGAUCUGCUGGACCAGGUUUGACGCAGUAUUGUUUGACGGAAGCAGAGCGCCUACCAAACGUGAACUUCUUCGGAUCCUGAUGAGUAUCUUUGAUCCGUUGGGACUCAUUGCGCAAUUCCUAAUGAUCCUCAAGGUUACACUCCAAGAAGUAUGGCGUAAGGGACUGAAAUGGGACGACCAGAUAGAAGGCAAGCAGCUCGACGAUUGGCAGACGUGGACAAAAUUGCUACCGAAGCUGGAGGAACUCCAAAUACCUCGAUGUUACCGCCAGAUCACAACAACUGGAGCCCAGAUUCAAAUGCACACAUUCGUGGACGCUGGAGAUAAAGGGAUGGCUGCAGUCGUGUAUCUACGGUUCGAAGAAAAUGGAAUCAUCGAAUGUGCUUUAGUCGGGGCGAAAACACGGGUUGCACCAUUGAAGUAUCUGUCAACGCCGCGUUCGGAACUCCAGGCUGCUGUCAUCGGAGCGAGAUUAUCCAACAGCACUAUGAAGUCAUUGUCUCUUUCAGUGUCGCAGCGCUUCUUCUGGUGCGACUCACGUAACGUACUGUGCUGGUUACGUUCCGAUCACCGUCGUUACAGCCAGUAUGUUGCGGCGAGAACGAGUGAAGUUCUAGACACUACGGAAGUUAACGAAUGGAACUGGAUCAAAUCGGAGUGGAACGUAGCAGAUGAUGGCACGAAAUGGACCGGGCAGGUGCAGAUGAAGUCCGACGAUCGCUGGUUUCUAGGGCCGGCAUUUUUGCAGAAAGCGGAGCGAGAUUGGCCUGUUAUUCCGUACAACCAAGAAACUACGACCGAAGAGCUUCGUACCAGUGUUCUGGUGCACAGGAAAGUUCGGGAUCCAGUGGUUGUGGCUAGUGACUACUCUAGCUGGAAUCGUCUGCUAAAAGUUACGGCUUAUGUACAGCGAUUCGUGUACAAUCUACAAGCGAAACGACAGGGAUUAGUUUCACAUCAAGGACCAUUGUCUAGUGAAGAAUUGUGA